AUGGGAAAGAAGAGAAAGGCUGGCGGUCGGCCAGCUGCGAAUAAAACUGGCAAGGACGAACCCCAUAAAUUCGACAUUGAGGAGCGAUUCGACGAUUCUGAAGAUGAAUUCCAGGCCGGCCGAGACCAGAUUUUGCUCGAUGAAGCGCCAGAAGCAAAGAGACGGCGCAGACUAGCAGAGGAAGAGGAGGCACUUCAAUUAUCUGACGAGGAAAUCCUGGGCUAUGAGUCCCCGAGCGACGAAGAGGACGACGACAUGGACGAGGUCGAGUAUGACGACGAAGAUGACCUAGACCAAUUUGGGUCAAAAUCAAAUAAGAAGCAAAGCGGGGGCGCGGAAUCUGAAGAUGAGGAAGAGGGUCUUGCUGCUUGGGGCUCGUCCAGAAAGGAUUUCUACAACGCUGAUCAGAUCGAAACGGAAGCCGAUGCUCUUGAAGAGGAGGAAGAGGCGAAGAGGCUACAACAGAAGCAUCUACAGGAAAUUAACGAAGACGACUUUGGUUUCGAUGAAGCUGAAUGGGCUGAGUCUGGCAAAGACAGCUCGAAAGAUGACAGUGGCGCGGUGACUGAGGUCUUGCCGCAGUUGGAAAUCACGGACGACAUGAGUAGUGAGGAAAAACUGAAAAUCCUGAAGUCGCGAUACCCCGAAUUUGAACCCUUGGCGAAAGAUUUCACGGAGCUUCAACCCACGUACAAUACCCUCGCAAACGCCGCAAAAGCCGUCAGACCUACCGUUACAGAUGACGACGCGGAUCAUGCUCCCGUUGCCGUUAUCAAGUACCGCGCUUUAUCCGCCUAUCUCGGUGCGGUCAGCAUGUACUUUAUGCUUUUGAGCUCCGCUCACGAAUCGGACAACCUUACAGCCUUAUCACCAGCUCAAUUACGGUCACAUCCAGUCAUGAGCUCACUCGUCAAGCUCCGGAAAUUGUGGGAAACUGUCAAGGACAUUACUCCGGUUGAGAAAACGUCUCAAGGACCAGUUGAGGAGGAAAGCGAGAGUGAUAUGGAAGUCGAUGUGCCCGAAGUCAAGAGUAAGGAAAACAAGGUAUCCAAGAAGAAGAAGAAGCUUUCAAAGGCACAACGUGCCGCAGAAGCAGCAAGAACGGAAGCAGAGGCCCAAAGGGCCAAGAAACUCGAAGAAACAGAAGCCAAUCUUGCAGGCUUAUCAAGCCUCGUCACAGAACCUGGUCGGAAACGAGUUAGCAAGAAGGCGAAGGCGCCGUCAAAGGCUGAUGAUGAUUCUGACUUUGGUGAUGAGGAUGCCCUCACCGCCAAAGAGGCUGAAGAGAAGGCCAAGCAGAAGCGCUCUCUUCGAUUUUACACCUCUCAAAUUGCACAGAAAUCCAAUAAGCGCACUGCUGCUGGCCGCGAUGCCGGUGGUGAUGCGGAUAUCCCUUACCGUGAGCGCUUGAAGGAUCGGCAGGCCCGCUUGAUGGCAGAAGCCGAGAAGCGUGGUAAGCAGAAGGCAUCGGGUGCUGAAGAGCUAGGCGGCGAUAGUGACGAGGAGGAUCGCCGGGUCGCGAGUGAGCUUAGGAAGGGCGACAAUUCCGGAUCAGAUGAUGAUGACUACUACGACAUGGUUGCAGCCCGCACCAACAAGCGGAAGGCGGAUAAGAAGGCUUUGGCCGAAGCACAAGCAGCAGCCGCCCGUGAAGGAGGUCAUGUCGAGGUCCAAGAAAAGGUCGGUGCUGACGGCAAACGAGCCAUCACCUACCAAAUUGAGAAGAAUAAGGGUCUUGCACCUAAGCGUAAUAAGCUCAACCGCAACCCACGUGUCAAGAAGAGAAUGCGCUUUGAAGACAAAAAGAAGAAAUUGGGUAGCGUUCGUCAAGUCUAUAAGGGUGGCGAGGGCCGCGGUGGCUAUGCUGGUGAACUCACCGGUAUCAAGAAGAACCUGGUCAAGAGUGUCAAGCUCUAG
Aspergillus puulaauensis is the source of this 1917-nucleotide messenger RNA. Its product is annotated as something about silencing 10 family protein. The transcript is spliced from 2 exons. Gene Ontology annotation, cellular component: nucleolus; small-subunit processome. NCBI's taxonomy places the organism in Eukaryota, Fungi, Ascomycota, Eurotiomycetes, Eurotiales, Aspergillaceae. Gene Ontology annotation, biological process: maturation of SSU-rRNA from tricistronic rRNA transcript (SSU-rRNA, 5.8S rRNA, LSU-rRNA). The record is from RefSeq and is a predicted model, not a curated record. Bases 1 to 1917 code for a protein of 638 amino acids.